ACACACCGAAGCCGCUGCAAGCACCGCUGGCAGACUCGGCGAAGAGGUAUUCGACCCAGCCGCACGGCUAACCUUAGCCUAAAUCUAGGACAAGUCCCUAGUCUAGUGUUUGAUCGGUGUCUCUUUCCAUAGUACAGCCAAACCGGUCGGUGUGGAGAAGCGCUUCUGAUGUUGUCCGCCUCCUUUCUGCUCUCGAGUCGUUCUUUCCAUCCCCAUAACCAGUAGUGUGCUAGAUAACUAUAGGAGUCAGAAGCUUUGUAAAAUGUUUCGCCGCUGGCUCAAUGGAGAGAGCUUGUUCAAGAAGAAGCAGAUCAAAGAGGAAUGGCACCCCGACAAGUUCAAGGAGGCAGUCAGAGAGGUGCUAAGGAACGAAGAUGAUCAGGAAGACAUUGAGCACACCAAGCGGCUUCAGGCCUGCAUGGACCGUGUCAAGCAGUACUCGUUGACAGAGGGCAGCAAGCGUCUCACCAGGGACACAUUUCCCGGCCUGAUGACUAUGCAGGAUUACGGUCCCCUGCGCAUCGCGUUCAUGGGUCGCACCGCCACGGGCAAGAGUCACACUGCAAAUAGCAUACUGCGGCUGUUUGAUCAGGCAGCCACUGAAGAGGUGUAUUCAGACGGGGAAGGAGACGCAAGGGUCCGGGAAACAGUGUUCACAACUGACUCCGGUGGGGAGAUCAUUCUACGCAACAGUCGAGGUAGUGGGGAGGAGAAUGGUGGACGCGACUCGGAGGUGCUCGUCUUGGAGGCCAUUCUCACCAACAAGCUUCACGCUGGCGACGAGUGCUACAAGGAGAAAAUUCGCCACAACGACAACAGUCCCAUGCCUGAUCAAUGCCACGGCGUGAUUUUCAUCAUCACUCAACAAUGGAUAGACGAGGACCGGCCGAUCAAGCCCGGUGACCGCACAGAGAAAUCAUUUUGGAAUGGCUUCCAGCCACUUCUCAAGCAACUGGAUCUUUGUCCGGUCACCUGCGUGACGCACAUGCGAGAGAUAGUUCCGCCGUAUGGCUUGCAGGACGGCUGGGAGAAAGUUGCUCAUGCAGCACAGAUGGUCGGUUCAUCCCAAAACAGCGUGUUCCCCAUCGAGAACAAGCAGCCAAAGACAGACAGGGCGGCAGUGAUAAAGCGCCUUCGCCAGGAGCUGCUCCUUGCACUGUUGGAGGUUAUUUACCAGGCUGAGCAGCGGCUGCACCGAAUCGAGUUAAGGACACUGAGGGAGACGGAUCGCAGCGCAUAUGUCAAAACACAACCCAAGUACGCCGUGGCCCGGUUCAUUCGCAGCACAGCUGAAACGUACGCUUGGCCAUCGCAUCGUGUGGCGACGAUCGAGAAUGCGCUCCAUGACCAAUGGUUGGCCCUGGGGCUGGCGCGAGAUGAGGACUACUUGACUCCGGAGCACUUCAUUCGUAUGAUGUCGAUGGCGGCCGUGUGCCAGAAGGUGUUCAGGUCAAAGCCUCAGCAAAAGCAGAUUGCCGCCGAGUUGGACAGCUUCCGACGUUGCUGGAGGGUGUGAUGACGGCUAGUUGGCGACGGUGUGCGCGCGGGAUUCAUUUCACGUCACACCGCGCUGGUAUGGCACUCAUUGCGUGAUCCGCUCGCGCCGUGCCCACUGCCCAGACUUGAACACGCUAGGAUUUAAUGCUGAUUACGAGUUCAUAUCUACUAGUACGCUUCUACUGCUUUUCCUAUGCCAUAUACGGGCAAGUGUAAUGUGUGUGCAUGGUGCCCGAUCUAUGUUUUCUGCCGAUGCCCCUGUCGCGUCAUCUGCAGCCGUAGUCGCUGUGGAGGCAUCCAUUGUGGCUGACUGAAUAUUGUAGGAGUAUUUGAAUGCUGUUUGAUUGCUCACCAUGUCCCGGUUUUUCUUUUGUUUCCCCGGGCCUUUUUUUGAAGGUCUUUGGAGCAGCUGGCUCAGUUUCUGCUUUUUUGGUUUAUUUUGCCCAAAAAAAGGCCAUUAAUUUCACUUUAUAGUGGAGAAAACCAAAACAGGUGGAUGCCUAAUAACAAUGGACCCACUGUUGAGGGUUCAUGUUUGAAAUUACGAUUGUCUUUGUUUUCUCGAUUAAUGCUUUGGAUUUCUUUUCUUCAUUGCUUUGCUUGCCAUUGUGUUCUUUCCCAUAAAGGCGUUGUAGACGAUGUUGUCAUUUUA
Molecule: messenger RNA, 2149 nt
Organism: Sycon ciliatum
Lineage: Eukaryota; Metazoa; Porifera; Calcarea; Leucosolenida; Sycettidae
Exons: 6
Coding region: 263-1516 (417 amino acids)
Source: RefSeq, a predicted model, not a curated record